Messenger RNA from Neomonachus schauinslandi (Hawaiian monk seal), 279 nucleotides. RefSeq names its product scavenger receptor class B member 1-like. The annotation marks the transcript as partial. Gene Ontology annotation, biological process: recognition of apoptotic cell; cholesterol import; plasma lipoprotein particle clearance. The transcript has 2 exons. The record is from RefSeq and is a predicted model, not a curated record. Lineage: Eukaryota; Metazoa; Chordata; Mammalia; Carnivora; Phocidae. Gene Ontology annotation, cellular component: cytoplasm; caveola. Gene Ontology annotation, molecular function: lipid binding; scavenger receptor activity; low-density lipoprotein particle binding.
AGUUUUGGCAUUCUGAUCAGUGCAACAUGAUCAAUGGGACCUCGGGACAGAUGUGGGCACCGUUCAUGACUCCUGAGACCUCGCUGGAAUUCUACAGUCCUGAGGCCUGCCGGUCCAUGACCCUCAUCUACAAGGAGUCGGGGACGUUUGAAGGCAUUCCCACCUAUCGCUUCGUGGCCCCCAGCACCUUAUUUGCCAACGGCUCUGUCUACCCGCCCAACCAGGGCUUCUGCCCGUGCCUGGAGUCUGGAAUUCAGAACAUCAGCACCUGCAGAUUCA